Drosophila biarmipes is the source of this 2454-nucleotide messenger RNA. RefSeq names its product ribosomal L1 domain-containing protein CG13096. The transcript has 2 exons. NCBI's taxonomy places the organism in Eukaryota, Metazoa, Arthropoda, Insecta, Diptera, Drosophilidae. The record is from RefSeq and is a predicted model, not a curated record. Bases 98 to 2326 code for a protein of 742 amino acids.
AAACUCGGCGGCCUCACUUCAGCAUAGCACGUGUAGUUUUGUUUUAUUUAAAAAAUAUUUUUUGCCCGGGAUAAUACGCAUCAGACGCCUAAAUAAGAUGGUUAAGGUACAGAAACCGCAGCCCAAGUCGCUGAAGAAGAGCAACAGCAUCGAGGGCGUGGUCAAGAAGAAGGGCAAGCCGGAGAAGACCAAGAAACUGCCCGCGGAAGCCACUUUGGAUUUGGCCAGCGGCAAAAAGGCGAAAAACGCGGUGGUGCAAAAACCAGAUGCCGCCAAAAAAGAGGCAAAGGCGUCCAAGAAGGAGGUGGAGAAGCAGACAAAGACAAAGGCGGCCAAGAGGCCCCUGAUUCUGGCUCCUCCGGAGUCGCCGGCUGCCCCUCCUGCGGAAAAGAAGUCAAAGGCAAAGCCGGCUACAGUGGAAAAAAAGAGUGUCGCGAAGAAGCCCCUGAUCCUGGCGCCUCCCGAGUCGCCAGUGGCACCCAAAAAACAAGAGAAAAAGGUCAAGGCUGCGCCGGUGGCAGGCAAGAAGGAACCAGCUCCAGCUAAGAAGUCUGUAAAGGAGCCUGCGCCAGAGAAGAAGUCAGCCCUAGCUGCUGUUCCAGCUAAGAAGUCUGUAAAGGAGCCUGCGCCAAAGAAGAAGUCAGCCCUAGCUGCUGUUCCAGCUAAGAAGCCAGCCCAGGCUGAUGCUCCAGCUAAGAAGUCGGCCAAGGAAGCUGUUCCAGCCAAGAAAUCCGACAAGGCUGCUCCUCUAGCCAAGAAAUCUGUUCCAGCUGUUGCUCCCGCCAAGAAAUCAGUGCCAGCUGCUGCUCCCUCCAAGAAAUCCCAGAAGCCGGCAGCUGAAGCACCCAAAAAAACAGGAAAACCCGCCAAGGAGGCACCGCAAACCAAACCUGCCAAGCCGCAGCCAGCUGCCCAGCUCCAGAAGAAGUCAGCGCAGAAGCUCUCCAAGCCAGCCAAGGCGCCGAAAUCCAAGAAGCCGUUCAACAACAAGGCGAAACCUGGUCAGGCCAAGGGAAAAGCCACCAAGAAAGAGACUGUCAAGGCCAAGAAGCCUGUCGAGCUGACCUUCGAACUGAAGUCCUUUGACGAGAAGAGGUUCCAGGAGAUUGUCAGCGAGAACAAUGUCACUAAAGUCUGCCAGGCCUUGAAGACUUUGGUGUCCGAUGAGGUGGCCAAGAAGAAGACUACCUCGAUCUUCACCGACUACCGCUACGUUCUGCAAGUGUGCAGCUACAAGAUCCCCAGCUGUCCCAAGCGCAUGGUCAAGUUGAACCUGAAGCAUUCGCUGGUGGGCAGCGACGACGAUGUGGCUCUCAUUGUGACUGAUUUGCAGCGUGGUGCCAAGUUCGACUCUGACCCCACCAAGCAGCAUUACGAGGAUCUGCUGCGCGAGGCUGGCGUAAAGCAGCGCUUCACCAUCGUGCCAUUCAACCAGCUGCGCAACGAAAUGGGUUCCUUCGAGGCCAAGCGCAAGUUCCUCAACAGCUACGACUACCUGUUGUGCGACGGUCGCCUCUCGGGCCAGGCCACCGCCUUUUUGGGCAAGAAAACCCAGAAGCCCAGAAAUGUGCUCCAUCCCGUCCGUCUGAGCAAGGACAACGACAAGCUGUCGCAGGAGGUGACCCGCGCCCUUUCUCGCACCGCAUUCAGGCAGCUGGCCAAGGGCGAUCUGUCGGCCAUUCCGGUGGGUAACCACGAGCACAGCCCCGAGCAGCUAGCCGAGAACAUCUUGCUGGUGACCAAGCAACUGCAGCAGGUCUAUCCCGGUGGCCUGGCCAACAUCCGGUCGAUGUACCUUAGGAUCGACAUUACCGGCACCUCAGCGCUGCCGCUGUAUGUCAGCAUGUGUGCUCCGCCGGCAGACACGCCCUAUGUGGUGGGUCCACGGGAGCAGCGUAUGCUUAAGCUGAAGAAGCAGGCCAACGAGGUGCUGUCCAAGUUUGCCUUGACCAAGGAUGCGGACUUCAUAAAGCUGACCAGGGAUCAGGUCAAGCGCAAGGCCGAGCUGCGCGCAGAGAAGGUGGCUUUGUUGGCCGCUGAUUCUGCUGCUGCUCCCAAGGACAACGAUGGCGAGGACACUGCUGUGCCCACGAAGAAGGCCCGCAAGGAUUCGUCCAGCGAGGGAGCCAAGGCUGAGGCAGAUUCUGACGAGGAGGAAGAAGUCGAGGAGGCAGAGGACAGCGCCGGCGAAAGCGACGAGGAUGGCGACGAUACUGAGGGAGAUGAUGAUGAAGACAAUGACGAUGAUGAUGACGACGACGAGGACGACGAUGAGGAGGAUGACGACGAAGAGGAUGAUGAUGAUGAUGAGGACGACGAUGAGUAAUAAGUCAGCCUCAUUGCUCUUCGUUAGAUGUAGGUUUAUUUCUAUAUAUGCAAACCAAUUUCGCUAUGAUUCCGUUUGCAAUUUUUACAACAGUUUUAAGUAAUAAACGAAUGUUUUAAGUAUGGAAA